This is a messenger RNA of Pneumocystis murina B123, 723 nucleotides long. RefSeq lists its product as hypothetical. Lineage: Eukaryota; Fungi; Ascomycota; Pneumocystomycetes; Pneumocystales; Pneumocystaceae. The coding region runs from base 1 to 708 and encodes 235 amino acids. The record is from RefSeq and is a predicted model, not a curated record. Gene Ontology annotation, biological process: ribosomal small subunit assembly; maturation of SSU-rRNA from tricistronic rRNA transcript (SSU-rRNA, 5.8S rRNA, LSU-rRNA); translation. Gene Ontology annotation, cellular component: ribosome; mitochondrial small ribosomal subunit. Gene Ontology annotation, molecular function: small ribosomal subunit rRNA binding; mRNA 5'-UTR binding; structural constituent of ribosome. The transcript has a single exon.
AUGUUAAUUUUAAGAUAUAUAAUAGAUUAUAAACAAUUACAUGUUUAUUUUUUAAAUAAGAGCAAUAUUUUUUGCUUGAACUUACCUUUAAGGAUAGCUUUUUUUUCACAUUUGUCGUUAAUUUAUAAGGAUAAAUUCAAAAUAGGAAAUUUGGCGGAUUUAGAUAAAUUUCUAAUAAAAGCUAAUGAUACGGAUUCAUCUCGAAAAGAAGAUAUAAAUGAAAGUGUUUUUGAUGAAGAUAGUUCGAUAUCAUUGGAUUUGAACCCAAAAAGCUCGCUGCUAUCUAAUACAUUUACAGAAAUUAUAAAUAAACCAUUUCAUUAUAAUUCUUCCCAAACUAAGGAGAAAAUAUAUCAUUUACAUGCUUAUUGUUCAGAUAAUAAUACUAUUAUUACACUGACUAAUUCACAUUAUAAUCCUGUUAUUUGUAUUUCGAGUGGUAUGGUUGGUUUUAAGAAGGCUCAAAGAGGAGGAUAUGAAGCUGGAUACCAAGUAUGUAUGUCUUUAUUUAAAAAAAUGAUGCAAAAGGAUAUUUAUCCAACACAAUUUGAAAUUAUUCUUCGAGGCUUUGGUAAAGGUAGAGAAGCAAUAUUUAAAUGUGUUAAUGGGAUAGAAGGGUUACCUUUUAAAUCUUCUGUAUCUCGUAUUACAGAUGCAACAAGAAUAAAUUUUGGUGGUGUAAGAGGUAGAAAAGUCAGAAGAUUAUAAUAUAUAUACAUUAUC